Messenger RNA from Pezoporus occidentalis (night parrot), 2472 nucleotides. It is a transcript of the gene UTP25, whose product is annotated as UTP25 small subunit processome component. The coding region runs from base 50 to 2362 and encodes 770 amino acids. The record is from RefSeq and is a predicted model, not a curated record. Gene Ontology annotation, biological process: maturation of SSU-rRNA from tricistronic rRNA transcript (SSU-rRNA, 5.8S rRNA, LSU-rRNA). The transcript is spliced from 12 exons. Gene Ontology annotation, molecular function: U3 snoRNA binding; rRNA binding. Gene Ontology annotation, cellular component: small-subunit processome; nucleolus. NCBI's taxonomy places the organism in Eukaryota, Metazoa, Chordata, Aves, Psittaciformes, Psittacidae.
GACAGCGGCGCGCCGGGCGCGUUGCCGUAAAGCGCGGUGGCGGGCCGGCAUGGGUAAGCGGCGCGGCGGGCGGGAGCUGCUGCGCGGGCUGAGCAAGAAGCAGAGGAAGCACCUGAGGGAGUUCGGGGAGGAGCACCCCUUCCAUGACAAGGUUCCGGGAAGACCAGAAGCAACUCAAGUCUGUGAACUGUCUGACAGUUCUGAUAAAUCGAGUGCGGAAAGCGAUUCGGAGACUGAAGUGGAGCAGGUCUCUGUAUAUCAUAAGCUCCUGGCUACCCUGAAGACCUCUCCUGAGUCUGAGAGUGAGGAGGAGGAGGAGGAAGAUGAAAGUGAAUCAGAAGCUGAGGAAAGUGAGACAGAAAUGGACAGCGAAGGGUCCCAGGAGAGCAGAGAAGCAGAUGGCGGUGGAGAAGAUCAGAAUGAUGUACCAGAGCAGGAAGAAGCUACAGACACGGCAGAGCAGACGCCUAGCCAGCAGCAGGCUGAUGGCAUAGAUACCUCUUGUGACCCUGGUCAUGGAGUAGUUGAGGAGUUUACUGAUGUGAAACAUGAAUCUGAAUUUAGCUUGGAAACCAAUUUCAUGGAAGAGGAGAGUGGAGAUUGCAAUGCAGAUAAGAGAGAUGGCAGUUCUUCACAAGCUUUUUCAGAAGAUCCAUUUAAACAACACAUGGACAAGGAACUCGAAGAAAAAGAUGUAGAAAAAAUGUCUACUCUUCCUAAAACUUCAAGUCAAAGCCAGUGGCCAAGGCUGGGCCAAGUGACGUUUUCUUCCACUUUGGAGAAACCCAAAGCUUUGAAAGCAGACAAAGAAGUUGAUGUGAAGCAGCUUUAUCUUCACAAACCUUUAGAAUCCACUUGGCCAAAAGUGAAUAAGCAGUUUCUGUCCUCAGUGAAUAAACCGAGUGAUGCCUUUUUUACCCCAUUACAAAGAGAGCUCUUCUGUAUCAUGAACACAUACCGGGACUUGUUCUAUCCAGAAAGAAAUGCUUUAACCAAUGGAGAAGAAAUCCGGCAUGCUUACUGCUUGCAUGCCUUGAACCACGUUCUGAAGGCAAAUUCCCAGGUGCUCAGCAACAAUGCCAAAAAAAGAAACCAAAAGCCAGGGGCUGACAAUGAUGACCACAGAGAUCAAGGGCUCACUAGACCUAAGGUACUGAUGAUAGUGCCCUUCAGGGAGUGUGCUUUGAGAAUUGUGCAUAUUUUCAUCAGUCUGCUUGAAGUGAAUGACAAAAGAAAAAUAGAUGUAAGUAAUAAAAAACGCUUCAAAGGGGAGUUUGGCUCUGACCCAGAAGAGAAGCCCCCUAACCUGAAAAGACCGGAAGAUUAUGAAGCUGUCUUUGCUGGCAACAUUGAUGACCACUUCAGAAUUGGGGUUGCCAUCCUCCAGAAGAGCAUGAGGCUCUAUGCACCGUUCUACUCCUCGGAUAUCAUCAUCGCCUCUCCCCUGGGAAUGAGGACUGUCAUUGGGGCAGACGGGGAGAAGAAGAGGGAUUUUGAUUUUCUGUCAUCAAUAGAAAUUCUCAUAAUCGACCAAGCAGAUAUUUACCUGAUGCAGAACUGGGAACAUGUUCUGCACCUGAUGAAGCACGUGAACCUGCUGCCUCUGGACUCCCACGGGGUAGACUUCUCCCGGGUGCGGAUGCUGAACCUCAACAACUGGUGCAGGUACUACCGCCAGACGCUGCUGUUCAGCGCCCUGCAGGACCCCCAGGUUAACUCUGUCUUCAACAAACACUGCUUCAAUUACAUGGGGCAGGUGGCCGUCCGCAAUGUACCGCUCAGCGGCUCCAUUAGCCGCGUUGUGGUCCAGCUUCCUCAUGUUUUUCGGAGGCUAGAAGCUGAAAGUUUGACUUCUGUCAUAGAUACAAGGUUCCAGUUCUUCAUCGACAAGGUGUUGCCUGAGUACCGCGACGCCAUCAUGUCACACACUCUCAUCUACGUCCCGUCGUAUUUUGACUACGUGCGUCUUCGAAACUACUUCAAGAAAGAGGAGCUGAAUUUUACCCACAUUUGUGAAUACACCAAAAAGGCUGCUGUCUGCAGAGCGAGGCGCUUCUUCCUCAAGGGAGAGAAGCAGUUCUUAUUGUUCACUGAGCGCUUCCACUUCUACAAAAGGUAUACAAUAAAAGGCAUCAGGAACCUCAUUUUCUACGAGUUGCCAACAUACUCCCACUUCUACAGUGAGAUUUGCAAUAUGAUGAAGGCCACAGACAAUGGAGUGGAUGCCACAUGGACCUGUACUGUGCUCUACUCCAAGUAUGAUGCUCAGAAGCUGGCUGCAGUGGUUGGCAUAGAGCGCGCAGCUCAAAUGCUACAGUCCAAGAAGAACGUGCACCUCUUUGUUACAGGAGAAAGUGAAUAAGUGACAUUGAAUGGACCUGCAUUCUACUGUUCGUGCACUUGCUGAUGGUGUUUGUUAAGAAAGUGUUAAACUUCUUACUCCCUUUUAUUAAAUAUUCUGUUGAAAUUGUU